Indicator indicator is the source of this 1905-nucleotide messenger RNA. RefSeq names its product CREB regulated transcription coactivator 1 (gene CRTC1). Gene Ontology annotation, cellular component: cytoplasm; nucleus. Gene Ontology annotation, molecular function: cAMP response element binding protein binding. Gene Ontology annotation, biological process: positive regulation of transcription by RNA polymerase II; protein homotetramerization. NCBI's taxonomy places the organism in Eukaryota, Metazoa, Chordata, Aves, Piciformes, Indicatoridae. Bases 1 to 1905 code for a protein of 634 amino acids. The transcript has 15 exons. The record is from RefSeq and is a predicted model, not a curated record.
AUGGCGGCCUCGAACAACCCGCGGAAAUUCAGCGAGAAGAUUGCGCUGCACAACCAGAAGCAGGCGGAGGAGACGGCGGCCUUCGAGGAGGUCAUGAAGGACCUGAGCCUGACCCGCGCGCACCGGUUACAGCUGCAGAAGACUCAGUACCUGCAGCUGGGGCAGAGUCGUGGCCAGUACUAUGGUGGCUCACUGCCAAACGUCAAUCAGAUUGGGAACAGUGCCAUGGAUCUCCCCUUCCAGCACAACGGAGCUGUGGCAGAAGCCUUGGGAGCAGUUCCUGUCUCUUUGACUCCCUUUCAGUCCUCGGGGCUGGACACGAGCAGGACCACUCGGCACCACGGGCUGGUGGACAGGGUGUACCGGGACAGGAACCGCCUGGGCUCGCCGCACCGCCGCCCGCUCUCGGUGGACAAGCAUGGCAGGCAGGUGGACAGCUGUCCCUAUGGCACUGUGUAUCUGUCACCUCCAUCAGACACCAGCUGGAGAAGGACAAAUUCUGACUCUGCCUUGCACCAGAGCACCAUGGCCCCAGCCCAGCCAGAAUCCUUUACAGGAGGCUCACAGGACAUGCAGCAGAAAAGAGUUCUGCUACUGACUGUCCCUGGAAUGGAGGAACCAACCUCUGAGGCAGACAAAACCCUCUCUAAGCAAGGAUGGGACACUAAAAAGACUGGGUCAUCAAGACCUAAAUCUUGUGAAGUACCAGGAAUCAACAUCUUCCCUUCAGCUGACCAGGAGAACACUACAGCCUUGAUCCCUGCCACGCACAACACGGGCGGCUCCCUGCCAGACCUGACAAACAUCCACUUCCCUUCCCCUCUCCCAACACCCUUGGACCCUGAGGAAUCCACAUUCCCAGCCCUGAGUAGCUCCAACAGCACUGGGAAUCUUGCUGCCAACCUGACUCACUUGGGCAUCAGCACUGCCAAUCAGGGAAUGUCGCCGCCGGCAGCGCCGUCCCAGCACCGCCCCCCCACCGGCAGCCCUCUGGCCCUGAGCGCCGACUCCAGGCGACCACAGGCACAGCAGAUGUCUCCUACACUGUCCCCUCUGUCACCAAUCACUCAGGCCGUGGCCAUGGAUGCUUUGUCCCUGGAGCAGCAGCUUCCCCCCUACCCCUUUUUUACCCAGACAACUUCCCAGCAGCAGCAGCAGCCCCAGGUGGCCAGCACCCUGCCUCAGAACACUCCUCUGCUGCAGAGCUCUGGCUUGCAGCGAGGCCCUCAGCUGCCUCCUCUCUCUGUCACGGUGCCCUCCUCCAUGCCCCAGUCCCCGCCGGGCAGCCAGAGCCAGCCGGCUAUGGGCAUCGACAUCAACUCGGCCUCCCUCCAGCAGUACCGCAGUAAUGCUGGCUCCCCAGCCAACCAGUCUCCCACCUCUCCUGUCUCCAAUCAAGGCUUCUCUCCUGGCAGCUCCCCUCAACAUUCUUCCAUUCUGGGCAGUGUAUUUGGUGACUCCUAUUAUGAUCAGCAGAUGACAGCUAGGCAGGCUAAUGCCCUAUCCCACCAGCUGGAGCAGUUCAACAUGAUUGAGAAUGCCAUCAGCUCCAACAGCCUCUACAGCCCCUGCUCCACCCUCAACUACUCCCAGGCAGCUAUGAUGGGACUCACAGGCAGCCAUGGCAGCCUGCAGGACUCGCAGCAGCUCAACUACUCCAGCCAUGGGAACAUCCCCAACAUCAUCCUGACAGUGACAGGAGAGUCUCCCCCCAGCCUAUCAAAAGAACUGACCAGCUCCUUGGCAGGGGUGGGGGAUGUCAGCUUUGACACGGAUUCCCAGUUCCCCCUGGAUGAACUCAAAAUCGACCCUCUGACCCUGGACGGGCUGCACAUGCUGAACGACCCUGACAUGGUGCUGGCCGACCCUGCCACAGAGGACACCUUCCGGAUGGACCGGCUGUGA